Molecule: messenger RNA, 21835 nt
Organism: Coregonus sp. 'balchen'
Lineage: Eukaryota; Metazoa; Chordata; Actinopteri; Salmoniformes; Salmonidae
Source: the annotation of a GenBank genome assembly
AUGCAGUUCCGAACGGUCCUUGAAGUGAAAGUUGUGGAUGUGCAGAAGAGGCGGAAUCCCUCCAAACAUUAUGUGAGUACUCUAUUUGUUAUGUGAGUACUCUAUUUGUCUCUGCCAGUGUCAGACACUUGGCUUGUGCUUCAUGGUCAUAAACAAUGAAUUGAAGUUUUGUCUGAGCUAUCACUGUAAAUACGUGCACAUGCUUAUUCUUUUAUUAGACGUUUGUGGUGAUUCUGCUGUCAAAAUAAGUAAGAACUUCAGUUAUCCAUAUUGCAGAAUUAAAUGCCCCCUGGACAAGUGGGAACAAUGCUAGUCUCUAUGGAGGAAAAUAAAUGAGUCCACCAGGUCCAAUAGGAUUAAUUAAGCAGAGUUAAUUAAUUAAGCAGAGAGAGGAUCAAUGUAACCAGUACUCCCUGAGGUCCCUAAACCCAGUGCAAAGCCUUCCCCCUGGGGUGUCACAUUAGGAGAUGCUGCUGGCCUGGGAAGUCCAGUGAGGUAAACAUAAAUCAAAUCUCAUUAUCUAUGAGCUAAGCAACUGAAAAAUGCUUAUCCUGUUUUAGAGAGAGGAAAGAAGCAAACCUUUGUCUUUUGUGUCCAAGGUUCCAGUGUGACUUCCUUGCAUGAGAGAGGGACACUGGACACAAUAACUCAGAGAGCCCUUGGCAACUACAUUAUUACCGCUGUACUUAGCGAUUGAAGACCGUUUCUUUCAGAUAAUUUCAAUCACCUCCAGUCCAAAAAUAAAUGUUGUUAAAACUAAAGGAUUAUCUAUACUAUAUAUAAACCAAAUGGGACAUUGCCAAGUAUUGACAACCCUUUGUUUCACUUGCCUUGGACAAAGUCCUAUGUCCUUGUGAUUUUAGCUAGUAAGAAUAAGUAAUAACAGUCUCCACAUACCAUAGCUUUAAUGUCAGGUGUUUUUGCUUAAUGUCCUGCCAGCAUGGAGAUAUUCUGUGGAAUCUGACCUUUGACAAAGUCUUGAGAAUGUGCUAGCCAUGCAGAUAUUAUGCUGACUUGCGUGAUGUGGAUAUGGUCAGAUACCAUGUUGGAUUUUAUUCAGUCCAAUAACAACACCAGAAUGUGAUUGUUUUGUACAGAUGUAGGAUCUUAAUUUGAUCAUCAUGUGCCAGGAGAACUUUCCUAAAAUGCAGGGAUUGUAAAACAUGUAGUGAAUAUUGCUGCAGGAUUAUUUUUCUACUGUAUCAAACUGUCUCAAAUUAAGAUCCUACAUCUGUAUUGUACAUUCAGCAGUAUUAUAUUGGGCUUGAGAGGACCUUUCUUGAUGAUGUGUUGAAUGAGUCUCUAGUGCCCAAAACACUGCCAUAAUAAAUAUACUAAAUGUGUGUCAUACGAACAAAUGAGGUGUCUGAACUGACAUUACCAUUUACUGCACAGCUAAACAUGUACUCUCUAUGCAUUCUCUUAGACAUUCUCAAAGGGUACUGUAUUUACCACACUUUAAGGCACUGUUUUCUAAACACAUAAUCCAAAGCAUUUGGUCAUGCCGUCAGCACUCAAUUAACUGCACAGGAACAUGUUCCACCCUGCAACACACUAUUUCUGUAGUGAACUAUGCUGUAAAAUCAAGACUUGAUUUCAAAUAGGACACUUACAUCUUUACAGAUUGUAGCAAUGUGUAACAACACUCAGAACUCACAUGCAAAUGCUGAACAAUAGCAUAUGUUCCUGCAUCUGCAGUAGAAGAAAGGGUGUGCCCAAGUGUUUGUGGCACAUAGUGAGUGCCAGGGAGAGCUCCCACUCUAGCCAUAUAGUUAUAGCCAACAGCCCCCUGUGGAGCUUAUGCCAUGGCUGUAGACUAGAGUCUGACAAAACAAGAUUGUAAAAUACUAGAAAAUGUAUUCUAACUAGCUCGAGUUACUAUCAAAGUAAGAGCCAAUGAAGUGUGAAUAUUGGAUUAUUUGCUUGAAUUGUUUGAAUAUCAACCCAGAAUAAAGUGGCAAAUGGUUAAAACCUGUUGACCCCCUCUAUGACCCCACAACAGGAUUCAAAUGAGGUGUGUGCAGACAGACAGGCAUAAUGAGUAAACUUGACCUCUUGAAGUUUAGUCUGAAGGGAAUACUCUAUGUAAAUUUGGGGUCAGUCAAAACUAAGUGUUAUUAUGUGUCUUUGAUGAAUGUGACUUUGUUGUUAAUUAAUCUUCCUUGUUUGUUUUCUUCUGUAGGUGUACCUCAUCAAUGUCACAUACUCUGACUCCACCUCUCAUGUCAUCUCCAGGAGAUACAGCAAAUUCUUUGAUCUCCAGGUAAGUUCCACCAUAGCACAAUGAUGUAGAACCAUUCUCCAGUAGCUGUUUGAUCAUGUACUCAAUCCUCUUAAAUUUAUAGUAACGGGAACUUGUAUUAAAAACAGUGAAUCUGUACGCUUUAACAUCUCACGCAGCUAUUUUUCUUUCCAUGCAUACAUUUCUUCACUCACCUUUUCCCAACCCUGUCCAUAGAGGUUCUAUGGAUUUCUUAUCAAACUGACCGGCUGUCCUCUAAAUGGAUCAUAAUACUUAUGAUAUAUUACAAUAUGUUGCAAAAGACAUUGCUAUGAGGUUCUCUAUGAGAUGAGACCAACAUGAUUUUUUUGUGAUGGCCAUCUGGUGCUCAAUGGGGAGUCAAACCUCAAUGCUCUCAGUGUAUUUCAAUCAGGGGAAGCCCCAACUGAAAGAUCCCAUUAAAGACCACUGGUGCCUGACGGAAGUAGGGAAAAUCCCAUCGCACAUGCGUCAUACGUCCUGCAGAAUAGUGGUGAGAGAGGAAAAAAUGACCUCAGGCUGAGAGAUUGGAUGUGGGGUGAAGUUGCCCCUUAAUCGGUUGGAGGGACAUCAAUGCCCUCGAGAGAAACUUAUUGGGCUGCUGAUCCCAAACAUUCCAAUUGAAACCCAUAAAGACACAUGAAUGUGGGGAGGCCACAACUCUGAACAGGGUGGGCUCUCCUGUCUCAGUGAUGGUAGGUCUCUGUGAAACACUAUCUGAAACUCUCUCAUUACAUUUUACAUUUUAGUUAAAUGUCAUUUUACAGUUAGCAGAGGCUCUUAUCCUGAGCGACUUACACUGUGCUUCUAAGAAGGUAGGUCAGACGACCACAUAAUGGCCAGUAAAACCUUGUUCUGUCCAGCCAGACUGUAUUACAGGUCUCGUGACUGUGAUGAAGGCGGCAGAGGAAACCCUUUGUUCCAGGGGCCCUUGCUAAUAGCCAGGAAAAUCCUGCUAUCCUGCUCGGUUUGAUGGAAACAUAGCUUCUCCCCUGUCUCUGUCUCUGUCUCUGUAAAUAUUAGUCUUGUCCAGAGAUCACUACUGCUGGCUCUGGCUCACUGUCUGUGCUAAUCAGUGAGGAGCACCGGUCAACAGCUGUCCACACAAAGAAUGGGUGGAGAUACUGCCUUUUACAAGUCCCUUAUAGGCCUUUGAACAUAGUCAUACAGGAUGGUCCAUUAGUCAGUUAUGGUGUUGUUUAGCCCUCAUAUUGUAUGCACUGACUGAAAGUAUAUGGUGUAGAUGUAUAUUUUAUCAUUGUGGGACAAGGUACAGGAAGAAGGGCAGAUUCAUUGGAUGAUCCAGGAAAUGGAUUCUCCACUUGCCUCUCACAACCACAAUUAUAACAUUACAGUAACAGGGUUAGUUAUCUUCACCAACAUCUCCAAGUCCUCAUCUGAACAAUGUUUUGUAUUUUUGCGUAAGCAAGUAAGUUUAGAGCUUAAUUCUAUUGUAGCCCAAUUUGAGAAUGACAAUUUCACACAGGCUUGGUAUUUCGUAUUUUAUUAGGAUCCCCAUUAGCUGACGCAAUAGCAGCUGCUACUCUUGCUGGUGUCCUUUAUAGAUCUGUAGAUGAAAACACUGAACACUGAUGGAGUGAUUGAGUCUCCUGGACGUCCUUCUUCCAGGCCAGUGAGAUUUGCGACCUCCGUGGGGGGUAUAGGAUCCAGCUGAGGAGACGGCAUGCCCAAUCCCAACAUGCACUGGGUGGAAUGAAGGGGAAGUCAUGACCAGGAAUGAGGGAUGGCCACUGGGGAGUGAAAUGACCACCAAAGAUGAUGAGAGAGAGAUAAGGGUGCCGUUUCCUGCUACUACAUGAUCCCCCAGUUGUCCUAGCCUCUCAUUCACAGUUUUUAAAUUUAUUUGUAUUUAUUUUCUCCCCAAUUUCAUGACUACGAUCUUGUCUCAUCACUGCAACUCCCCAAUGGGCUCGGGAGAGGCAAAGGUCGAGUCAUGCUUCCUCCGAAACAUGACCCGCCAAGCCGCGCUUCUUAACACCCACUCGCUUAACCCGGAAGUCAGCUACACCAAUGUGUCGGAGUAAACACCGUUCAACUGAUGACUGAAGUCAGCUUGCAGGUGCCCGGCCCGCCACAAGGAGUCGCUAGAGCGCCUUGAACCAAGUAAAGCCCCCCCGGCCAAACCCUCCCCUAACCCAGACGACGCUGGGCCAAUUGUGCGCUCCCUAUGGGACUCCUUGUCACGGCUGGUUGUGACACAGCCUGGGGUUUGAUCCCCAGGCUGUAGUGAUGCCGCAACACUGAGAUGCAGUGCCUUAGACUGCUGUGCCACUCGGGAGGACUUCAUUCACAGUUUCUUGCUGUGUUUUGGUGAUGUACUGUAGGUUUCCAUUAGUUUGUUUUUCAACAUACAUCAUCUAACAUUAUGACAUUUUACUGUACUUUUUUUGGGCUACUAGUGUUGUAGAAAUCUAGCAAUAGUUAGUAUACAUGAUCCACUCCUUCAUUCCUCUCUAUUCUAUGAAAUCUUCUAGUGGCUCGUCUGAUUUCUCUCUUCAAUUAUUGUUUUCUGCUAAGGAGACACAAACCCUGUCUGUUUGAGUUAGUGUUUGUGCCAUGGUGCCAACAGACACCUACAGUUCAUCUGUGGCUCAGCUAUGUUCUCUGUCCUUUAAGCACAAUUACACUCAUCAAUGAGAAGCUGGCAGGGAACAGGAACAUGCUUUGCACUCUCUGGCUCGCCAUGGGAUCAUAAUAUACUUUUUCUAUUAUGAAAUAAUUACAUCUCAACUCAAUACUUUGUAGAUGGUGUGUAGUCAGUUGUAACGUGAAGCCGUACAUUUUUCAUGUGUUUAUGAAAUUGCCUGUCAUAGUUGUUGUCUGUCUUCAAGAUGCAGUAGCUCCUGACAGCUAGCGGUGUAGUAUUUUUAGCCAGUAUUUACUAGCUUAGCUAGUCAUUUGUCUUUUAGAUAAAGUUUCCCAUGGAAGUAUGGUGAUGGUUUAAGUACACUUACUCCUAAUGUUGCCAAACUCUCUAGCACACUCAUCAGAGCUCUUUACUGCUCCUCAGUGGCGGCUCCUGAAAAAUUCUCAGGAGGGGCAAUUUUUCUGAUGAUUUAGGUGACCUACACACAUUUAAAAAAAGAUAUGUCCAGCAACAACAUGAAGACAGGGGCAGCAUAUAAGUCAAUACCAGAAGCAUUUAUUGACUGAUCUCAAAAGUGUUGGCUUACCAGGGUUGGUGGAGCCCUCAGUUUCAUCUUUGCCUCGCAAAGCUAACUCAAACACUCCGCAAAACUUCACACACUGGAUUAGCCGGCUGAGGAUGUGGCGGUUCUUGCUAAUGUCGUAGUAAAUAUAUUUGUUAUAGUGAAUAUGGAAUAUGAUAUGUUGAGUAAAAUGUUGUGCUAAUAUCUAUUUAGGUCAGGAGCUGGUUAUAAGUUCUGUUCCUAUCCAAUAACAAUGGACAAAAGGGUCCUAUCUUGUCAGCCUUGUCAGCAGGUGGCCAAGGACAACACCCACGCCAUAGGCCUCUCAGUUCUUCCAACUCACGAGUUCUUGCUCUGAGGACACACACACACACAAACACACACACACACACAUCAUCACUGUUAAACACACACACACACACACACAUCAUCACUGUUAAACACACACACACACACACACACACACACAAAAUCCCCUCUCUUAGGCUGAACAUUUGAAGACAGAGAACCCGACUCAGAGCCAAUGCAACAGUGACAGUAGCCUGGAGGUGACCUCGCCCAACUCAUCAGGACCAAUCAGAAGAUCAGAACUACUAGAUUGAACCUACUUCAUUUAUUGCAUAAAAUGUCUGCACACAAUGUUUCGGGGCUCUCUUCAGAUAAUAAUAAUAAUAAUAAUAAUAAUAUGCCAUUUAGCAGACGCUUUUAUCCAAAGCGACUUACAGUCAUGCGUGCAUACAUUUUUGUGUAUGGGUGGUCCCGGGGAUCGAACCCACUACCUUGGCGUUACAAGCACCAUGCUCUACCAGCUGAGCUACAGAAAGUGGAUACUCAUGGAUGCGCAUUGCAAUUGUAAAAUGUCAACACAAUUGGAGACACCACGUCAUUUUUGGAGACAUGUUAUUGACAGUAAACUAUUGUAGAUGCGACUGCUAACUAAAUAAAACAUUUUAGCUGGCUAGCUAAUCAUCUUAGCUAAAUGUGGGGCAAACAAUUCAGUUAUUUACCGUUAAUUUGAGGGAUUGGGGUGAAAGAAAUCGAGUUACAUAGUGAUACUUUACGAUAUACUGUAUUGACAAUAUCGCAAUAUUUUAGCGCUAGUUGGCUGUACCUGCACCAAAACACCAUUAUUGUUCCUUCAUAGCUUGUUCUCAAUCUUUUCACAUUGGGAGCCAAUUUGUUUUCAGCACUUUUAUUUCCAUGACUGAUCAAAACUCGUUCUCAUGGCUUUCUGAUCCCUCUGCAACAGACAUAUGGUGCGCAAUAAAAUCACAGUAUCGAAUCGCAAUACGUAUAGAAUCAUGAGACUCGCAAUGCUGAUGCAUAUAUCUUAUCGUGAGGUUCCUGGCAAUUCCCAGCCCAAGUUCAUUUGCCACAACAAAUCUCUUCGCUAGCAAACGCGAUGUCUUCUCCAAAACGGCAAUGUGUCUCCAGCAAUGUUUACUUUUUUGACGUUCUAUGGCAUCUCCAAUUUCCAAGCAUAUAUGACCACAUGUAAUAUUUUGGUAAGUGAUGCAAAUAGUGAACUAUGUAGGGCCAGGAUGUAAAAUAUAUGUAGCUGCAGCAAUUUCUCUUAUCUGAUAUGGUAAGUAAUGGGGCUUAAUUUAUAGCUCCCUAAGAGUUUGACGAACGGGUCCGUGAACGCGAUUCCAGAUAUAUUUACCUCUGAAUAAACUGCCUUUAUUACACCAUAUCCACAUCCAGUAAACUUGUGAUUAUCAACACUAACCUCAUCGUUGUGACGGCGGACAGCUAGCCUGUAUCCCUCGUCAUCCAGUUGAGUGAGUGGCAAUGUCUUUUUUCGUUCGUACCAAUUUUUGGAAAAUCCUCGGGUGUAGGACUUUCCGCCUUUAGUAGAAACCUGUUGAAUUAUUAAAUUUGGUGUGGGAGGUCCUAAUUGUUUCGUUGCCAAUUUAUCUUCAUUUGUUCGCCGACAAAAAGGAACUUCUUUCAAACAAUCCACUCUUUUCUCAGUUACGUUCAUGGUUACGUAACGUAUGACGAAAGCGCGUAAGUGCAAGCCCACAGACACCCAUUGAGAUUGUAUUGAAGGCUCUGAAAUUUGAAAAAAAUAGAUUUUACAUGGGAGUCUAUGACAGACUUCUGGGCGAUUUUCAACCUGACUGAAAUCGCCCCAAAAGGGGGGGGAGCCAUUUGAAGCACGACUUUAGCCUGAUUCGACAUUUAGUGGCAGUGUGGCACUGUGGCAGAUCAGACGUAUAGAUUACAACACUGAUAACUACUGUUGCCGUGAUAUAAUUGAUUAGAAAAAAAAUCCCUUCCUUUUCCCGUUUGGCAGUGCGUCGCCCAUAUCGCCCUAUUGAACAGGCCGCCCCUGCUGCUCCUCAUGGAUGCAAUCAUAAAUCACUAGAAACCAUUUUCCCAUCCGGUUCACUCUUCCCUCAUCUUUUGCUGCCUUCACAGUUUGUACUCUGUGGAGUGUAAAAACACAUAAUAAAUCAUCACAUUUCUCACCAGUUCCUGAAAUGUAGCUCAAUAAAGGCUUUAAUUUUGUUGGGUGUAAAAUGAUGCUGAGCUUGCAUUCCUACAACAUCAUCUCAGGUGUGUCUGUCUGAGGGAAAUGUUUUGACCCACACAUUUUAAGCUACGCAGAAAUGAUCCUGAGUCAAACAGAGAUUCUACCCUAAGUAAUCUUCCCCGCUCCACACCCUUGGACCACAGAAGACAUAACACAGAGAUCAUGACAUUCUACUGGGGGAUUGUGGCAUAUGCAAGUUGGCCCACUUUCCCUUCGCUCUCCGCUCGAAUGGAAACUCCUCUAAAGGUCCCAUAGUCACCUUAUUUUUGGGUUGAGGAGUUGGACCAGAAUCAGAACAUGGCUGCACUGUAAUUUGUCUGCUGCCCUAGUUUCCUCCUGACAUACUGUAAACCGGUUCCGUAACAAGUUUCUUCACUUUUUAAAACUUCUAUCCAAAAUCCCAAUAGCUUUGAGGUCAUUUUGAGUGUGAAGGUAACCUACUAAUCAUGAAACCUUGAUAAACGUUCAGUACAGGCCCACAUCUGAGUUAAGCAAAGGAAUGCAGGAUCAAUAAACUGUUGAGGUAUUGACCAGUCCAAUGUGUGCUAUUCAUCCUCUGUAAUAGGGGUGAGCAGCUGAAUCUCUGGAGGACUGUGUGGAUGACUUUUUUUUUGUAUUGUGGAUGCUAGAAAACAACCACCAAAUGGAAUUCAGUUAGAAUUUUUUUGUAAAACAUUCUUCCACCCUCUUUCUGUCAAAAAAGCUGAACAGUAUUCACUGUCUCUUUCUGUCUCCCUCCUCUCUUUGGGUUUAUGUUUAUGUACAGUGAGGGGAAAAAAGUAUUUGAUCCCCUGCUGAUUUUGUACAUUUUCCCACUGACAAAGACAUGAUCAGUCAAUAAUUUGAAUGGUAGGUUUAUUUGAACAGUGAGAGACAGAAUAACAACAAAAAAAUCCAGAAAAAUGCAUGUCAGAAAUGUUAUAAAUGGAUUAGAACCUUCAGCUCCCUCCACAGAUUUUCUAUGGGAUUAAGGUCAGGAGACUGGCUAGGCCACUCCAGGACCUUAAUGUGCUUCUUCUUGAGCCACAACUUUGUUGCCUUGGCCGUGUGUUUUGGGUCAUUGUCAUGCUGGAAUACCUAUCCACAACCCAUUUUCAAUGCCCUGGCUGAGGGAAGGAGGUUCUCACCCAAGAUUUGACGGUACAUGGCCCCGUCCAUCGUCCCUUUGAUGCGGUGAAGUUGUCCUGUCCCCUUAGCAGAAAAACACCCCCAAAGCAUAAUGUUUCCACCUCCAUGUUUGACGGUUGGGAUGGUGUUCUUGGGGUCAUAGGCAGUAUUUCUCCUCCUCCAAACACGGCGAGUUGAGUUGAUGCCAAAGAGCUCGAUUUUGGUCUCAUCUGACCACAACACUUUCACCCAGUUCUCCUCUGAAUCAUUCAGAUGUUCAUUGGCAAACUUCAGACGGGCCUGUAUAUGUGCUUUCUUGAGUAGGGGGACCUUGCGGGCGCUGCAGGAUUUCAGUCCUUCACGGCGUAGUGUGUUACCAAUUGUUUUCUUGCUGACUAUUGGUCCCAGCUGCCUUGAGAUCAUUGACAAGAUCCUCCCGUGUAGUUCUGGGCUGAUUCCUCACCGUUCUCAUGAUCAUUGCAACUCCACGAGGUGAGAUCUUGCAUGGAGCCACAGGCCGAGGGAGAUUGACAGUUAUUUUGUGUUUCUUCCAUUUGCGAAUAAUCGCAUCAACUGUUGUCACCUUCUCACCAAGCUGCUUGGCGAUGGUCUUGAAGCCCAUUCAAGCCUUGUGUAGGUCUACAAUCUUGUCCCUGACAUCCUUGGAGAGCUCUUUGGUGUUGGCCAUGGUGGAGAGUUUGGAAUCUGAUUGAUUGAUUGCUUCUGUGGACAGGUGUCUUUUAUACAGUUAACAAGCUGAGAUUAGGAGCACUCCCUUUAAGAGUGUGCUCCUAAUCUCAGCUCGUUACCUGUAUAAAAGACACCUGGGAGCCAGAAAUCUUUCUGAUUGAGAGGGGGUCAAAUACUUAUUUCCCUCAUUAAAAUGCAAAUCAAUUUAUUAUUCUGUCUCUCACUGUUCAAAUAAACCUACCAUUAAAAUUAUAGACUGAUCAUGUCUUUGUCAAUAUACAAAAUCAGCAGGGGAUCAAAUACUUUUUUCCCUCACUGUAUGCCUGCACUUCAGAUAUGCUUUUUAGGGUAAAGAAAUCUGAAAUAUACUUGAGUAGCCUAGUCAUUGACUUUUGGCAAUCAUUUCAGUUAGGGAGUAAUGUAAAAUAUAAUACAUAGCUGUUUGAAUUUAAUGUCAAAACACACAUUUUAAGGUGUGACUGAGCAUUACAUUUACAGUGCAGACCAGUGCAUUCUAUGCCUUUUCAUCUCUUUCACAUCCCUGCCAUUACAUGUCUAUCAAUACCUCCAGAGCUCAGGGUUUCCUCAAAAUGGAGGGGGAGAGAUACAAGGAUAGAGAGAAAGUUUUAGGAGAAAUGUGCGAGAGAGAGUGCUAGAGACAUGAUUACAUAAUCUCAAUCAAUCAAUCAAUCAAUCAAAUGUAUUUAUAAAGCCCUUUUUACAUCAGCAGAUGUCACAGAGUGCUAUACAGAAACCCAGCUUAAAACCCCAAACAGCAAGCAAUACAGAUGUAGAAGCAACUGUUGCUAUACGGCAUUUACAUUUCUCCCAAGGGUAGACUUGGCUGACACAGCACGUUUAACACAUUAAACCUAAUUGCACACUUUGGGAAAGAAACAGUGUAUACACAAAUGUGAAAUCUCCUGGUCAAAUGACUAAAGCUGCCGUAUCACAAAUGUCCAUGUAACACAAAAAAACAGGAGAAAUGCUCGCACAGGGAGUUGUGAUUCCAAGCUGUUACUUUGUUUCCAUGAGGAGUGGUCUCCCACCUGUCCUGUGAGGUUUGGAGCACAUCCAGUCGUGCCUAGGGGGGAUACCAGCAUCACUCUGGGAUUGGGAAUGUUCUCUGUUUGCCAGGGAUCUGUUGGAGGUGUGGAGAGAACUAUCCCAGCCUGUGGGGAGCAGACUACUGCUACCAUGUCCCAUAGAGAUGCAGAUAACAUGUUACAAUGAGUUUGUGGCACAGUCAGUCAGAAACACAAUAUACUCAUAGCAAUACAUUUUGAGAUUAUUGAAGCUUUAGUGAAGGUACAGUUUAAUACUCUGUAGAUUUCAUGAGAGGUGUCAUGCCCAUAGGGGGCACAGGGGCACAUGCCCCCUCAUAUUUGUCCUGUUAAAAAAAUAUAUAUGUAAAAAAUUGUAACAUUUUUAUUGUUUCUCUGUAAUAUUACUAGCCACCUAGCAAUUUUACGAAGUUGGCCCAGAUAGGUUCCAAAUCUCCCAACCUCAUAACUAGCUACCAAGAAGCCAUUUCAGGCUAUCAGUCAAGUUAGAGUAGCUAGCUUGUCCAACUAUCUUAGCUGGCAUGCCUGUUGGGAAGGUUGGUAGACUUUAGAAAAUAAAUCAAUUACUAAAUGUUCUGAAUAAGACUUGCAUUCCUUUAAAUUUGAGCAGAUAUGCGGAGAACCAUAUUUAGUUUCUAUAAAAAAAUAACCACCAGUCAGGAGGUAUGCUCAAGAGGUAUGCUUAAAUAUGCUAAAUAAUAAACAUUUUGUUUUACAUAGAAUUAAGCAUAAUGAUUUAUGGCUCUAGAUUGCAGGACAAAGCUGUUUCAGGUGUUUGAAAAAUGCCAAAUUCUCCAAUUCAAACCCCAGCCAUCCUGAUGUAAUUUGUUCCCCCUCAGAUUUUUGGGGUGCAUGACACCCCUGGAUGUCAUCAUGGCAGUGUGUGUAGAGUAAUGACAUUAAAAUAGAUUUGCCUCAAACUGUAGGCGUAUCCCAUAUUUUGUUACAGCCACACUUACUGUAAGUGCAAAUCUUUUUAUGCCUUGUUUUGCAAGAUUAGUUGAAUCUGGUUUUAGUAGAGUUAACUCUGCUUUUUUGUCAAUAGAGUGUUGCCAUGGGAAACUUUCAUUUCUAUUUUCCCAUUUCUUUAGAGAACAUGGUUAACCAAAACAGCUCUUAAUGUUCAGUUUUUACCUCUUACCGUCAAAGUAGAGCCCUUCACAGGCAUGAAUUUUAAGCCCUACCCAUGCCCACAACGUUCAGGCCUUACCCUACCCAGGCCCGAUUGCUUCUGCCAAAUUUAAGGCCCGGGUGGGCUGUUAAGGUGACCGUAUUACCGCCACACCGGCAGUCACAAGUCAUAACCGCAGUCAAAUUCCAUGUGACCAUUUAGUCAAGGUAACUAGGCUUCUCCAAACUCUGAUGCUGCUGAUGGUCAUUAGUGGCCUACCAAACAUGCUAACUGCCUGGUACUCAGCACUCUAAUGUCCCUCUAAUCACUCUGACAUCAAUUUAUUUUUCUAAAAUCAAAUCAAAAUACUUAAUGAGAGCCCAUGAGCUCAUGUUACGCAACAUUUCUAUAGGCUAUGCAAUUGCGUGAGAAAACAGAUUUUGAUGGCCUCUAUUUAAAAAGAGGAGGAUCCCAUCAGCUUUCUAUAGGCUAGGCCUACUAUAUAUAUUUAUUUAUUUAUUUAUUUAUUUAUCAACUUUCCUAAUAUAAAGCACAUUGCUAAGCUUCCUCCAUUCGCUAUUUAAUGCAUAAUUUUUUUUUUCUUCCCAUGUUCCAUGUUCCAACACAGGUGCAUGAUAACGGUCCAUUCUAAAUCAAAACAAAAUUUCAACAAAUUUUUUAUUUUGUAUAUGUAAAGACAACAUUAAAUUGAGAAUAGUCUGAUGGGUGACAAUAUUAGCCUAUCACUUGUGAAUUAUGUAGUCUCACUUGUGAAUGAUUCCCAGCGUCUGCAGUAAGGCAAGAAACAGCGUAUGCUUUUUUAUUGCGACUUUUUCAAAUCAUAGUCGCACACCUCAUGUAGUCUAGCCAUAGGCCUAUAUGUCUUGAUAAGGUUAGUAUCACAACUAAAGUGGCCAAAUAACUUCUUAACAUUAAGCACAUUAAUCCGCUUUACAACCAGUGUAGAGCCUAACUGGCAUACAUAGGCGGCACAUGAUUUUCAAGUUUGGGGAAGAUAAUUUUCACCAUAAUAAUGCACCUUUAUAAUAAAGCAUUGCAUGCAUAAUCGCAUAUGCGGUCACUUUUGAGAACAGUGUUUUCCCGCUAAUUGAUUGCAUUUUGGAACAUUCGCGCCUAUAGCCUACUGCUGUGUGUGCAUUGCUGCGCUUAUAAUGUGAAGAAAUAAGCUAAUAGUUUAUCAUCAUUUUAAGCUAAAUGGUCUGAUCGGUUGCAUCAGCCUCAUUGCUUUUAAAAUAUUUUUUUGAUAUGAGUGGUUGUAUUAAUUUGGGAUCUAUCGCAUCCCACAACUGUCCCAGAGUAUGUUUGGAAUAUUUAUUUCUCGCACAGAAGGACAAGUUGACCAAUAGAAUAGGUUAACUUUGUACUAUGGGGGAUAUUAGAUUGACAUAGGCUAGUGCUUUUGCUGUUUGUUAGGCCUACUCAUCUUGUUGGCUGAUGAAAAGUAGGUUAAUUAUGGACAGUUCUACUAACAUCUUCAAUGUGCACCUCAAAAUUCGAUAAGAGGGUCGCACGCAGUUGCGUCCCCGACGUGUCUGUCUUCACUUGUUGCAUACUUCUUAGCUGAGAUGCCUGUGAGAAGGACCCGAUCACGUGACGGGCAUUGGCUAAUAAGAAUUGAGAGAGCCAUGUGAGUGAGAGGGGCUUCGAAGCCCAAGGGCACAACUCAGCCCAAGGGCACAACGGCAUCUUUGGCCACAAAAGGCAUGGAUUUUUGGGGGAGCAUUACGGCCACACAAGGGGGAUGCCGCCGGAAAAUUCGAGGCUUGGUGAGAAUAUAUUAUCAAGUGCUUGUGAAAUUGUGAAUGAGAGACUGAUGAAGUAUGUGGAGCAUGCACAAGAAACAAAUCAGAGCUCAUGCCUUUCAUGCAACUUUUUUCAAAUCAUCAUUACAGUCGCAUCAUGCAGCCUUAUAAUGUAUUAAAAUCAAAACAUACAGUAUAGCCCAACGUUUGUAUCACAACUAAAGUUGCAUAAAAAACCCUAAAUUAAGCAUAUAGGAGGACCUGUUUCUUUGUUAACCGCUCAAUACAGAAUAGCCACGUGCGCAUUUCCUUUGAAAUCGUUUGGAGAAAAUAUCCUUUCUAUUUUAUUCAGCUAUGUUCAAUUGCAUUCUUCAUACUAUAAAAUAAUAAAAAAGAAUGCCAUGGAAUUCUUAGCAAAUCUUGUCUGCUAAAUGAACUAGUUUAGCCCACAGCCAUAUGGCAUAGCCAGAUCAGGGCCUAACAUAAGGACAACUCAGAGUAUGCUAUUCUGUUCUUCUGAAAUUGACAACAUUUUCUUCAUAUCAUGUUUCUUUAGACCUGUCUAAAAUAAAUAAUGGAUUUAUUGUGAUGGUGUAGGCUAUAUUAAAUGGAUUUAUUAGACUUUUUUAAAUGUAGAUGUUCCAAAGGUCUGCAUUAGUGGCUUGUAAGCGUGGAAGCCAGGAGAGGCUAAACGUGUUUAUGUUAAUUAACGGUCAAUUACCGUGAGACUGGCAGUUAUUUGCUCGACAAUCACCGGCUGACAAAGUUUCAUGGCCGCCACAGCCCUAGUGCCCGGCUCUGCCCGAAAUCAGAAAUAACUUCCUCCAUCAGUAAAUCCAUUAGAUCCUCUCUGUCUGUCACUCGCUGUGCAUGCGCUCUGCUCAUGGCGGCUCUGGUCUGUGAGUAUCCAUAGCAACGGCUCCACUUCCGCUGCUCUGCUCAAUGACGAGACAUGAGAGAGCAGUUAGCUGUUAGCUCCUUUUCAUCAUUCUAAACUCUGACAAAACUCAAAGAACAUUAUUAUUUUCUGUGAAAUAAACUCUCUACCCGGCCCUAACCUGAUGUAUAAUGUUGGGCUCGGGUCGGGUAGCAGAGCUCUACCUUAAAGGACAAUAAUGAGCGCAUUCCCCUUUCUGUGGAGGGGGAAAUACCAAGGUCCAAAAGAGAUUUAAAGUUUCAGCAACGGCAGUAGAGAAACAGAGAGAGAAACAGAGAGAGAAACAACCACAAAACAAAAAAACCUUAGCUGGAAACCCUCUCAUGACCUGAUGAAGAUCGAACUCAGAUCGAAACGCUGUAUUUUUUGUGCAUCUGAUUAAAUCACCAUGGGAGCAUACCAGUUGCGGACAUUCUUUUUUUCUUUAACCCUCUCAAACAACCAUACCGAAACAGACAGAAUGGCUCUGGGUCUGCCCAUCUUGGCCUGGGACUGUUUGUGCACCUGGUUACUUUUGGCCCCCUCUGGUCCACUUUGGCCUUGUCCCAGUCCCCUGGCCUAGAUACGCAUGUGAUUUUGGGCUUGCUGUUCACAUCAUCAGUCCCUCUCCAGAGCACAUCUAGAACAAGGCAGGGCAGGACUGCAUCUGGAGCUGAGCAGGCUUGUUACUGUAGUACUCCCAUGUGCAUUGGUUUACUGCAGCAAUGCAAUUAUUUAUUAGACUAGGAAACUCGAAAGUCGGUGAGCGGGACGCAAGCAGGUACACACUUGACACUUAGGCACACGCACGUUCGCACAAUUACCAAUUAAUGCGCUCAUGUAUUCAUGCACACGACACGCCACAUGCGGUCAUGAACACAGACACGUACGUACACACACACCCAAACACAUGUAGGCAAACUUGCAGGCAUGCACGCAUGUACAGCAGAAUGAUUGUUUUUGUGAUCUUGUCAUAAAAUAUCAUUUGAUACAGAAUGCCUACUGGGCACAGCCUAUUCAAUGUCUAUUCCACAUUGGUUCAACGUCAUUUCAUUGAAAUGACGUGGCAACAACGUUGAUUCAACCAGCGUGUGCCCAGUGGGUGGCCUCUCCUUCAUGCACAUCUGUUGCCCUAACUCAAUUAUAAUAUUGGGUUACUCCAUUUUACUCAGUAAAACGACUCGAUGAUCAUGGUUCGAGGACUGUGUCUGAGACUAGGUUUAACAUGUCUAGAACUCUUCAUGCAAUUAAUUUCGUACACUAAUACACACAGCGCUGUGAGUUCUGGGGGUUGUUGCUGUGAGUGUGUUUUCAGAUGACUGUGGUGAGUGACGUAAGAGAUCAACGUGGGCCUGUGUCUGGUGACUGGUACAUAGUAGAUCUUCGGAGGCUAUGUAAUUACAGCCCACAUUGUAGUCAUUUAAUUGGGAGGUCGUCUGUAAGAGGUCAUGACCACCAAGUGCUUCUCCUCCCAAUGAUCUCAUCUACAUUCCUCCACUUUGAGCUUCCUCUCAUUUAGUGCUGAUAACUAAAUGGCUUUGUUUGUCACAUAACUAUCAAAUAUACUUUAUUACCACCAGUAAUCGAUUUAAGUUUGAAAUAACAUUGACCAUUAAAAAAAAAUCGACAUAGGACUGUAUCUGGAUGUUUGCCACAAGUGUCCAUCCAUUCAUUUUAUAAGACAAAAGUUAAGUCCUUUGCAUUCUCUUUAUUUCCAGAUGCAGAUCCUGGACAAGUUCCCAGUGGAGGGAGGGAGGAAGGACCCAAAACAGAGAAUCAUUCCCUUCUUACCAGGUGAGCAUGCCGGCAUGUACAGAAGACAUACUGCACUCAUCAACAAGUCUCACUGGGCAAAAACGGGUUUAAUCAAAGUUUUUUCCAUGUCAUUUUAACCAAAAUAAUCAAUGUGAUGACGUUGAAACAACGUGAAACACUGAUUGGAUUUGCAAAAAACAUCAACAUAAGGGCAUUUCGUCUUUUUUUUUAUUCAACUUUUAACCUAAAUCUAAUGACAUAUUGUUUUUUUGUUGAUUUCACAUUGAAUUCACCUUAAUUGACAACUCAAACAAAUUUUAAUCAAAACUAGACGUUGAACUGGGGGAACAGCAGCAUUUUAAAGGUGGGGGUUUGACACCACAUUGAAACAAAAUGCUAUGAAACGCAAGAACACACAGAAAGGACCUGCUUCUCUAUCAUUUGGAAUAGAAAUUGGUUUGCUAUAACAUAGCACAUUUCUAGUUUUUCCACUGUUCCAGCCAGCUGAAUAAGGCUGUGGUGUGCUUGUAGUAUGGCAGUAGGAGGCUAACCUGAUAACCUCAGCAUGCCCCAGAGGAGUGAAGAGUGCCAUUGUCAGAGAGCUGCACAGCUCCCAAACGUCUGGAUAGUGUUGUAAAACCUAGCCAGGGAGUGGGCUCUGUGCACUUACUCACUCUAAAAGAAACAGUCGUCUUACUGUUAUCAUGACAGACAGAAAGACAGACACAUUUCACACAUAUUUGACAUUUGUCUUUUUCAUGAAAUCUUGUCUCGAGUACUACAUACUAUUUCGAAUAGGCCUACUACAUAAUAUGCCAGACUGUUUCUUAAAAAGUCCACUGCCAAAUGCCUGGGUCUGGGCUAGUGUCAUGCCACCUGGUGAUAAUUUUAGAAACAGCACAUUUAAUGACAACUCAAAGUUCUGUAUCUCUUUUACAGGUAAACUCUUAUUUCGGCGAAGUCAAGUCAGAGACGUGGCUGUGAAAAGGUUGAAGCAUCUUAAUGACUACUGCAGAGUAAGAACAAACUAUCUUGUUUUUGUCUUUGCAGUAAAUUAUGUGCUGUUUGCUGCUUUUAAGAGCAACUGCUCAUUAACUCUUCCCACCUGCGAACAUAUACACGAGACACCCACGUCAAUCCACACCCCGAAACCAACACCCGUUUGAAUUUCGUCAUGGCCGCUAUAAUUUCUAAAUUAACCAAAUCUAAAAUGAAGCCAAAUCAGGAAGUGCAGUCACCCUUCAAUGACUGGCAAGAGGUCUUUCUAUUACUUAUAGCUGACUACAGUAAGUAGCCACAUCUCACACUGUACAGUCAUUUCUCUAAUUGAUGGUUUAGUUUUAAUGUCUUUGUAGCAUGUUUGCUGUGGAAGAGAGAAGCUACUGUAUCUCCACCACCAGCAUCCACAGGAAAGUCUAGCUCGAUCUGCUCUUACAGUAUGUCAUUUCUUUAUAUAGUGGGUUUAUAUAGAAAACGGGGGAAAUAGGGGCACACAGCUCAAACGCAGGAUGUGUAGAACAGAAUGAUUCAGCAUGUGAGAUGGAGAAAUGAACACAGCUGGCCACCUGACCUCAUUUGUGACCGACCUGGCUCGAUUCGGUCUUAUGUAACAACAUUUGAAAUUGUGUUUUUUACAUUGGAUAAAAGUAGAGACUCAGAGCUAGAAAAUUGUAUAUCAUACACUACAGUUGAGGAACAAUGGGAAAGUAAUUCUGCUUUGAAAGUUGAUAAACUUGUAACCACACUUUUGAGAAAAUGGCCUUGAAUGUUUUAGUACCUACUGGAAAGCUCUUCUUUGUCUACACCCAAUCAGCAUCAUUCACACCCUCUUAAGCUUUAGCCCCACCCAUCUCUUUAAGGAUUCACAUGUGAGGCUAUGUACUAAACAACCAAAGAUUUCAAGACUAAAGGCUGGCUUAUACUACGGGUGUGUUGGUAAAUUUAAUCUGGAGUGCCAGAGUGUGCUCUGGGGGUUCGUAAACUCAGAGCGUUGUCAGAUUGUCCGUUCGUAAAUUCAGAGCGUUUCGCUCUCGGAGCGUUCAGAGCGCACAUUGGAUGCUCUGGCCGAGGAAUUAGGGUUCAUCCGAGCCUUCUGACCUAACAACACCAGUCAAGCACCCAAGCUAACUGGCUAAUGUUGGCUAGCUUGCUAGCUACUUCCAGACACAAAUGAGAGAACAGCUCACUCUGACCAUUUUACUCGCCCUAGCAGAGCUGGUUAGGCUGUUUGUAUGUUAUCCAGAGCGUUGGUGACUGCAACUGUGCUGCUGGCAACAAUUUUAAAUACGCUUCUUUUGCCAAUGUUUACUGACACCGGCCAGGAGUAGGUAGCCAUAGCUACAGUUGAAGUCAGAUGUUUACAUACACCUUAGCCAAAUACAUUUAAACUCAGUUUUUCACAAUUCCUGACAUUUAAUCCUAAUAAAAAUUCCCUGUCUUAGGUCAGUUAGGAUCACCACUUUAAAUUAAGAAUGUGAAAUGUCAGAAUAAUAGUAGACAGAAUGAUUUAUUUCAGCUUUUAUUUCUUUCAUCACAUUCCCAGUGGGUCAGAAGUUUACAUACACUCAAUUAGUAUUUGGUAGCAUUGCCUUUAAAUUGUUUAACUUGGGUCAAACGUUUCGGGUAGCCUUCCACAAGCUUCCCACAAUACGUUGGGAGAAUUUUGUCCCAUUCCUCCUGACAGAGCUGGUGUAACUGAGUCAGGUUUGUAGGCCUCCUUGCUCACACAUGCUUUUUCAGUUCUGCCCACACAUUUUCUAUAGGAUUGCGGUCAGGGCUUUGUGAUGGCCACUCCAAUAUCUUGACUUUGUUGUCCUUAAGCCAUUUUGCCACAAAUUUGGAAGUAUGCUUGGGGUCAUUGUCCAUUUGGAAGACCCAUUUGCGACCAAGCUUUAACUUCCUGACUGAUGUCUUGAUGUUGCUUCAAUAUAUCCACAUCAUUUUCCUUCCUGAUGAUGCCAUCUAUUUUGUGAAGUGCACCAGUCCCUCCUGCAGCAAAGCACCCCCACAGCAUGAUGCUGCCACCUCCGAGCUUCACGGUUGGGAUGGUGUUUUCAGCUUGCAAGCCAUCCCCUUUUCCCUCCAAACAUAACGAUGGUCAUUAUGGCCAAACAGUUCUAUUUUUGUUUCAUCAGACCAGAGGACAUUUCUCCAAAAUGUACGAUCUUUGUCCCCAUGUGCAGUUGCAAACCGUAGUCUGGCUUUUUUAGGGCGGUUUUGGAGCAGUGGCUUCUUCCUUGCUGAGCGGCAUUUCAGGUUAUGUCGAUAUAGGACUCGUUUUACUGUGGAUAUAGAUACUUUUGUACCUGUUUCCUCCAGCAUCUUCACAAGGUCCUUUGCUGUUGUUCUGGAAUUGAUUUGCACUUUUCUCACCAAACUACGUUCAUCUCUAAGAGACAGAACGCGUCUCCUUCCUGAGCGGUAUGACGGCUCUGUGGUCCCAUGGUGUUUAUACCUGCGUACUAUUGUUUGUACAGAUGAACGUGGUACCUUCAGGCGUUUGGAAAUUGCUCCCAAGGAUUAACCAGUCUACAAUUUUUUUUCUGAGGUCUUGGCUGAUUUCUUUAGAAUUUCCCAUGAUGUCAAGCAAAGAGGCACUGUGUUUGACGGUAGGCCUUGAAAUACAUCCACAGGUACACCUCCAAUUGAUUCAAAUGAUGUCAAUUAGCCUAUCAGAAGCUUCUAAAGCCAUGACAUCAUUUUCUGGAAUUUUCCAAGCUGUUUAAAGGCACAGUCAACUUAGUGUAUGUAAACUUCUGACCCACUGGAAUUGUGAUACAGUGAAUUAUAAGUGAAAUAAUCUGUCUGUAAACAAUUGAUGGAAAAAUUACUUGUGUCAUGCACAAAGUAGAUGUCCUAACCGACUCGCCAAAACUAUAGUUUGUUAACAAGACAUUUGUGGAGUGGUUGAAAAACAAGUUUUAAUGACUCCAACCUAAGUGUAUUUAACCUUCCGACUUCAACUGUAGGUCUAUCGACAGUUGUCGCAGUGACAUCAUGAACAUUCUAUUUAAAUAGUUACUUGCAUAGUGGAGUCUUUUGUUUAGACAUGUAGCUAGCUAACUAAACAAUGAACCAUAAUCCCAACUCAUAACAUUAUUACCCUGCAUGAAUGUGGCAGUAAUCACACGUAUUUAUUGUGGAAAAACCGAAAUCUGCCAUAUGAGCUGUGAAUGCAGAGCCUUGUGACAGAUAGUGCUGAGUCAAAAAGAGUAAAGUUCUAAAAUGUAAUUAUCUGAUUUACACCAAAUAUAAAUACUGUGUGUCCCUAAUUCUAUAUUUACAUUAUACAUUUGAGUCAUUUAGCAGAUGCUCUUAUCCAGAGCGACUUACAGGAGCAAUUUGAGUGCCUUGCUCAAGGGCACAUCGACAGGUUUUUCACCUAGUCGGCUCGGGGAUUAGAACCUGCGACCGUUCGGUUACUGGCACAAUGCUCUUAACCACUAAGCUACCUGCCGCCCCCCUAUAUCUUAUGCAUCUAUUCAUUGUGUAUGCAAACAGUUUAUUUCUAAAGUACUUUUCAAAGCAGACACGGUUGUAGUCCUGUCAGAGAGGGUUUUGGUAGCUAUCGUCCUCCAUCUGUUUUCCUCUGUCUUAGCCCUGCUCCGGGCUCUGAUCCCUCUUCCUUCCCCUUCUCGUCUUCCAGACCUCCCCUUCAUCCUCUCAGCCGAUGAGUAACAGGGCCUUACUGUAAACCAGGGUUCCCCAACUGGUGGCUCUUAGGCCGAAAUCAGCCUGUGGGUGAUUUUAUUUGCCCCCCCCCCCCCCCCCCCCCCCCGAGGUUUUCUGAACAAAAUAAAUAAAUAACUAAAUAUAUACAAUAUAUUUUUUAAGAAAUGUAAUUGUUGGACAUAAAAGACUGUAAAAACACCAGAAAAUCAGCUCGAAGUGAUUUUAAAUCUGUUCAAAAGUAUUCCCAUGCUUAGUAGAGAGAUAUACUGUAUGUGAUCAUAUACAAAUGUAAUCAAGGUUUGAAAUAAUCAUAUUUUAGUCUGUUUGGGCUUCUUGCGGUCAAUUUGCAGUCUACAAAUUAUUUGUAAUUAUGUUCCGGCCCCCUGACCAUCCUCUCAGGAAGAAAUCGGCCCGCGGCUCAAUAUAGUUGAUGAUCCCUGCUGUAAACUGUGCUAUCCGCAUCUGUACUAUACAGGAACACACCCACAGUCCUUUUGUAAUGUAGUGGGAGGCUUCCACGUAUGGAGUCAGUCAGUUGGUGAAAUUCAGGGUACAUGUGACCACAUUAGCUGAAAAAGUUGUCUUGAUAAUGUGUAAUGAAGUCUUGUCAUUGUAAAUGAUCAUUAUCCUAUUUCACAAUUAUACUAUUUUCCAUCACUCUCCUUCUCGCCCUCCUUCCCUCUCUCCCUCCAGGCCGUGAUGAGGCUCCCUAACCAAAUCUCCCAGAGUGAGGAGGUGCUGAGGUUCUUUGAAACCAAGGCUGAGGACCUCAACCCUCCUAAAGAGUGA